CACUGCUUGUUCUUCUUAGUCUCUUUCUGACCACUUUGGCAGCAAAACCCAAAGGACCAGGCCAUACACAUCUAAACUCCAUUCGUAUCGAUGGAGACAUCUCCCUGGGAGGACUGUUCCCAGUGCAUGCAAGGGGCCAUGGUGGAAAGCCCUGUGGAGAACUGAAAAAGGAGAAGGGAAUUCAUCGUCUGGAGGCAAUGCUUUUUGCUCUGGACCGCAUCAACAAUGACCACGACUUGCUUCCCAACAUCACACUGGGGGCCCGUAUUCUGGAUACUUGUUCCCGAGAUACACAUGCUCUGGAGCAGUCGCUAACGUUUGUCCAGGCACUUAUAGAGAAGGAUGGGAUGGAUGUGAAGUGUGCCGAUGGUGGAUCUCCCAUCAUCACAAAGCCAGAGAGAGUUGUAGGUGUCAUCGGUGCUUCUUCUAGCUCAGUGUCCAUAAUGGUGGCUAAUAUCCUGCGUUUGUUUAAGAUCCCCCAGGUGAGCUAUGCAUCCACGGCACCAGAGUUGAGUGACAACACACGCUAUGACUUCUUCUCUCGAGUUGUUCCUCCAGACACUUACCAGGCCCAGGCUAUAGUGGACAUAGUGCGCCACAUGGGCUGGAACUAUGUGGCCACUGUUGCCUCAGAAGGAAAUUAUGGAGAAAGUGGAGUGGAUGCCUUUAUCCAGAAGACCCGUGAUGAUGGAAAUGUAUGUAUAUCACAGACAGUUAAAAUUCCUCGUGAGCCAAAACCAGGAGAGUUUGACAAGAUUAUCCACACCCUUGGAGAAAAUUCUAAUGUCAGAGUGGUCAUAAUAUUUGCAAAUGAAGAUGAUAUAAGGCGACUCCUACAGGCAGCAAAGAAAGCUAACCAAACAGGACAUUUUAUUUGGGUGGGAUCAGACAGCUGGGGUUCUAAGAUCUCUCCUGUGCUACACCAAGAGGAGAUGGCUGAGGGAGCUAUCACCAUCCUACCCAAACGCCAGUCUAUCAAAGGGUUUGAUAAUUACUUCAUCGGGCGAACGCUGGAAAACAACAGGAGGAAUGUCUGGUUUGCUGAAUUCUGGGAGAACAAUUUUAACUGCAAACUCAACCGCAAUGCCUUGAAGAAAGGAACUGGCAUUAAGAAAUGCACAAAUCAAGAGAGGAUUGGGAAAGAUUCUGCAUAUGAACAGGAGGGUAAAGUGAUGUUUGUGAUUAAUGCUGUGUAUGCCAUGGCCCAUGCCCUCCAUAACAUGCACAGAGACCUGUGCCCUGGAAAGGUAGGACUUUGCUCCAAAAUGGACCCUAUCGAUGGAAGCCUCCUUCUUAAGUACAUCCGCAAAGUCAAUGUCACAGUGACAGCUGGCAAUCCAGUGCAGUUUAAUGAGAAUGGAGAUGCCCCAGGUCGUUAUGAUAUAUUCCAGUAUCAGAUAAAUAACAAAACCACUGAGUACAAAAUCAUUGGCAACUGGACUGACAAACUCAACCUUAACAUCUCCAUGAUGCAGUGGCCGGGUGGUGUGCAGCAGGUGCCCUACUCCAACUGCAGCCAACCCUGCAAGCCAGGCUGGCGGAAAAAGCUUGUGAAAGGCAUUCCCUGCUGUUGGCACUGUGAGCGUUGUGAAGGCUAUCAGUACCAAGCUGACCCAUUCACUUGCAAGAUGUGUCGCUUUGACCUUCGCCCAAACAAGAACCACACAGGCUGCCAGCCCAUCCCUAUCAUCAAGCUGGAAUGGAGCUCACCCUGGGUGGUCAUACCUGUUUUUCUUGCUAUUCUGGGCAUCAUGGCUACACUGUUUGUAGUGGUCACUUUCAUACGCUACAAUGAUACACCAAUUGUUAAGGCAUCAGGACGGGAGCUCAGCUAUGUCUUACUGACAGGCAUUUUCCUUUGCUAUGCUACCACUUUCCUGAUGAUUGCCACUCCUGAUGUUGGGAUUUGUUCAUUCAGACACAUUUUUCUUGGCCUUGGAAUGAGUAUAAGUUAUGCUGCAUUGCUUACCAAGACCAACCGCAUUUACCGUAUUUUUGAGCAAGGGAAGAUGUCCGUGAGUGCCCCACGGUUCAUUAGCCCAGCCUCCCAGUUGGUUAUCACGUUCAUCCUGAUCUCACUCCAGCUCUUGGGAGUGUGUAUCUGGUUUGUGGUAGACCCUCCCCAGGCUUUUGUGGACUAUGAAGACCAACGCAUGUCAAACCCAGAUAUGGCACGAGGUGUGCUCAAGUGUGAUAUCUCAGACUUGUCACUCAUCUGCCUGCUGGGAUACAGCAUGCUGCUGAUGGUCACAUGUACGGUCUAUGCCAUUAAGACACGUGGGGUGCCUGAGACCUUCAACGAGGCAAAGCCUAUUGGCUUCACCAUGUACACCACCUGCAUCAUCUGGCUUGCAUUUAUCCCCAUCUUCUUUGGCACUUCACAAUCAACGGAAAAGAUGUACAUCCAGACGACCACUCUUACCAUUUCAGUCAGCCUGAGUGCCUCUGUGUCCCUGGGAUUGCUCUACAUGCCCAAAGUCUAUGUGGUGCUCCUCCACCCUGAGCAGAAUGUGACUAAACGCAGCACUCGUAGCCUGAAGGCCGUGGUCACUGCCGCCACAAUGUCCAACAAAUUCAACCCCAAGGCCAACCUCAGACCCAAUGGAGAGGCCAAGACUGAGCUGUGCGAGAACCUGGAAACUCAAGGACUUAGCCCCAGACAAACAUACAUCAGCUACAGCAACCACACAAUGUAACAGAAUGCAGAUUGCAACUGACAACCAUCACAUCAUGAUGACAGGAAGUCAGACCAUCACAGUUGACUACUCUCAUGGUUUUCAUACAGACAAGUGAUAUGGAAGAGAACCUGGGCAGUAUAGAGAAAUAUUCUAGUGAAGACUAGAUAAAGAUCCUAAGGGGACAUCUUUAUGCCUCAGGACAUGACUCAUAACUUUAUCUAGUUAUUCCAAAGGAUCUGCCCAGCAGAAAAGCACAAGAAGCAAGUCUAGGUCACUGCUAUGGACCUCAGUGAUCAGAUGAGUUUCAGUGCAAACAAAGCAAGAAACCUCCUGGAAAAGGACUUACAAAUUGUUAUGAACAGUGGUGCAUGUGUUAAAC
Molecule: messenger RNA, 3057 nt
Organism: Ictalurus furcatus (blue catfish)
Lineage: Eukaryota; Metazoa; Chordata; Actinopteri; Siluriformes; Ictaluridae
Product: metabotropic glutamate receptor 4-like
Exons: 10
Coding region: 198-2696 (832 amino acids)
Biological process (GO): regulation of synaptic transmission, glutamatergic; G protein-coupled glutamate receptor signaling pathway
Cellular component (GO): membrane
Molecular function (GO): adenylate cyclase inhibiting G protein-coupled glutamate receptor activity
Source: RefSeq, a predicted model, not a curated record